ACUACUUCCUGUGCUGGGUUGCAAAAAAAGGACUAGCAGUUUAAAGUCAAAAUGAACAACAAAUUUACAUGGUCAUUGGUCAUCCUAACUAUUUUUGUUUCUCAAGUGGAAUCCAAAGACAUAAAGUGUAGCGGGUUAAAGCUAGAACGUGUUGGAUGCUAUAAAGAAAACACCAAAAAUCGUACCCUCUCCCAUUUGGUCGUCAAUUACAGAAAUCAAAUUGACUGGAAAAAUUAUGGAAAAUUCUUCAAAAAAUUCGCUUGUGAUUGCGCUAAUAAAGUCCURAAACAUGGAUACCGUGUCAUGGGGCUGCAGUUCUAUGGUGAAUGCUGGUCAAGAAAAGAUGCCAAAAAUAGAUAUGCGAAAUAUGGUACAUCUAAGAAGUGCGUCAAUUUAAAGUAUAAAGAGUGUCAGAAUGGUAUGGACUGCGUUGGGAAAGAAGAAACAAACUUUGUUUACAAAGUGCAAAAAGAUUUACCCUCUCCAACUCUAAAGCCGACAACGCCUGGUGUUCGCUCCCCCAAACCUUCUGGAUCGGGUACCAGCACCGCCAAAAAACCUCCUUCGCCUACAAAGGUCCCAACCCCCUGUUCUCAACCUCAACCUUGUCAGCCAGUAGUAUACGUUUCAUCAGUAGUGCCUGGACCUUAUGCACAGAGUUCAUCCAAUGGAGCAAUGGUGCACCUUCCAUCUUGUGGUCCAAAGUGCUCACCACAAUGUGUUCCUAGUUGUAAUGUAGGGUGUUGCCUAUCUCACUAUCGGGGUAAACCAAUGCAGAGACAAAAUAGAUGCAGACGAGGCUGCCCAACAAAGUGCGCACCAAAAUGUCUGCCAGGAUGCUGUCGUCUGUUUGGUGGAUUACACAAGGAUUCAGCAAUAAGCAAACACACUGGACCUAGUCUAGAUGAUGAAUAGUGUACAAGCAAUACUACGCUAGCARUGAUUCGAUACCAGUCCACAGCAAAAUGUCCAAGUGCUGAGACAAAUCAUAUUUAUGUUUUCCCUUUGCUUAUUGUUUUACCGAGUGCUGUUUUAUUUACUGAAGUCUGUUUUACUGGCAAGUGGUGAAUACAAUAUUGAAUCAUAGUGGAGUACUAUGCCUUAGGGGGAGCCGGUGGGUUCCUGGGAGAAAUAUAUCUAUUCUUCAUUCCCAGCCAGCUGUAAUUUACAACUGGUUGCCAGCGAGAAAUUCAGGAAAAAAGAAGAGAACUCUCCAGGCAAGGAAUGCUAGGAAUGCUUUCUAAGAAAGUUUGCCAGUAAAACAAUUCCUAACUAAUAAAACGUAUUUGCCGUUUUUKACCUUAAGAAACGUUUGCAGGAACAACAUUAUUUUAAAGAAGAAGGAAAGGCGUCACAUUUGCUUCCAAAAAAGAAUGUUUACAAGCCUUCAUUAUUAAAUUUAGGAACAGAUAAAUUAUUUGUAUUUAGAAAGAGGAGAAUGAAUUCAAGAGAGAAUUUAAGUAAGUCUUCACCUAAGCUUGAGUCCAUUCUUAAAAGUGAUAGGAAACUGUCUACGCAUGAUCAUCAAGGAAAAAAGGUGUCGUUUUGUUCUCUUGAAGUACAAAAUAACAAUAGUUUACAAAACAAUAGUGCAGACAAAUUUAGAGGUGGCAAAGAGGCAAGAAGCACUCUUCCCGCCGGAAGAAUGAACACCCAGCAUCUUGAGUUCCCACUGUCCGCUAAGAGAGAUUCCUUUUCGAGGUUCAAGCCAAGACACAGGAUCUUUACAAAUGAACCUGUUGGAAUGGAUGGAAAAAUAACAUACGAAUUUAAAGAUUACGAUAUGUGGUCUCG
This is a messenger RNA of Exaiptasia diaphana, 1794 nucleotides long. RefSeq lists its product as uncharacterized. The transcript is spliced from 6 exons. The coding region runs from base 52 to 915 and encodes 287 amino acids. Lineage: Eukaryota; Metazoa; Cnidaria; Anthozoa; Actiniaria; Aiptasiidae. The record is from RefSeq and is a predicted model, not a curated record.